Molecule: messenger RNA, 1141 nt
Organism: Cylicocyclus nassatus
Lineage: Eukaryota; Metazoa; Nematoda; Chromadorea; Rhabditida; Strongylidae
Source: the annotation of a GenBank genome assembly
AGUUUGGCUACAAAUUGGAAUCUGUCGUGCUGUGUCUCAAUUGCUUUUCCGAUAGUUGUUGUGAUGGCCAAAAUCAAGGUCUAGGUAAUUCUGGUGGAAGAAUGCUGAAACUCUGCUAAAGUCGAGCUGAUUCCAAAAUUUGUACAAGGUAAACUUGCUUAUGGCUUCGCCAGACAAUAUAUUGGCAGAUGUAGAUAAUUUUUUGCAAGAUCUAGCCAACUCGAGCGCCUCGCCUCCGCAGGAGCAUCUAUCGAUGCCUCAUCAACACGGACCCCAUGAGCAUCCUAUGCAUGGACAUGAAGGACAUAUGAUGCAGCACGGAAUGGGGAUGGGAAUGGGGAUGCAUGAAGGGCAUAUGAUGAAAAUGUGGUUUCAUGGUGGUUGGAACGAAGUGAUUUUGUUCGAUUUUUGGCGGAUAGAUUCUUUAUCAGGUCUGAUACUUUCUUUUAUCGCAAUAUUUAUCAUGGGCGCAAUGUACGAAGGGAUCAAAUGGUUUCGUGUGUUUUUACAAAUGAGCAACUCAGCACCAAAGUGUUGUAGACAGAGCGAGAAUGGCAUCAGUCUCCAGCAUGUCGUUCAAGACAAGGCGCCUCUGCAAGAUGAAGUUGGUCGAAGUAAUUCGAAUGAAAAUGUCUAUAAUCCAACAACAACGCCACCUAGCCACACUAUACGAUCUCACAAUCGCCGCUCAAGUCCAUACACCAAUUCAUCUCCAUGUUCGUCUGCGCGACUUAUUCAAGCAGCACUCUACAUCGUACAACUUGUCCUAGCAUACUGGCUUAUGCUUAUCGUCAUGACUUACAACACCUGGCUCACCAUCGCUGUGAUCCUCGGUGCAGGAUUUGGACAUUGGCUCUUCGCCGUCUUGAAGAUUCGAGAUGCUGCCGGUGAGACGGCUGAUUCAUUUGCGACUGAUGCUUGUCAUUAAAGGCACGGAUGGAGGCAAUAGCUUACAGAGGAGUACUAUAUAAAGUCAGCCAAAUUUUCCGCUAUCGCAGGAAGGUGUUAUUUCAUUACGAGAGGAUCAAAGAUUUCUAAGUAAUAACACGCCUAAAAAUUAGGAGGACGGUCUAUCUUAAUCAUAUCUGUUCUGUUUGGCCUCGUUAACUUAUCUGUUGCAUUGAAUUAAACAUUUCACCUG